Brassica napus (rape) is the source of this 1455-nucleotide messenger RNA. RefSeq names its product rho-N domain-containing protein 1, chloroplastic. Bases 111 to 1298 code for a protein of 395 amino acids. The record is from RefSeq and is a predicted model, not a curated record. The transcript has 2 exons. Gene Ontology annotation, biological process: DNA-templated transcription termination. NCBI's taxonomy places the organism in Eukaryota, Viridiplantae, Streptophyta, Magnoliopsida, Brassicales, Brassicaceae.
AGCCCAUUUAGGAAUUUGAAAUAAUCUAAAGCCCAAGAAGAGGAGGGUAGAAGAAGAGGAAGCUUAAUCUCUUUCUCUCUCUCCUUGCUCCGAAGCUGUUCUUGGCGGCGAUGUCGGGAACUUUCAGUUUGAACUUUAAUUACGUCUCUGGUUACGCACUUUCAGACAGCAAGUGUUUCUCGAACUCUGCUGUUUCUAGAAGAACACCUGCUGCAUUAGAUCACAAACUUAAUGGAUCUCUGAAGUGUACCCCCAAUAGUAGUUCUUUGGUUUGCCGAGUGAGUUCUGGUGGCUACAGAAGAAACCCUGAUUUCUCAAGGCUUAAUAAGCAUGGAAUAAACAGGCAAAGCGAAGAUAGAGACGGUUUUGAUGGUGAUAACUCUGAUAUGUUGUCUUCAAGAAACGGGUCUUUGCUCUCUCUGUCUAACUCCCCCAAGUUCCAAGCUACUUCAUCCCCUGGGCCAAGAGAGAAAGAGAUAGUGGAGCUUUUCAGAAAAGUUCAAGCUCGGCUCCGAGCUCGAGCAGCGGCUAAGAGGGAAGAUAAAAAGGCACAAGAAGAAGAAGAAGCUUCUAAAGGACGGGGAAAAGAAAGUGAAACUGUUGACUCUCUUCUUAAGUUACUAAGAAAGCAUUCGGGAGAGCAGAGCAAAAAAGUUAACAGUUUUAACAGCCAUGGAGACAGUUCGCUACGAGGAGAUCCUGUGGACAGGAGGCAAGAUCGCAGCGGAGGAAACCUUGUCAAGUCAUGGACCAAAGAUCAUAAUGCAUCAUCAUCAUCAUCAUCCUUUACCAGGCCAGCGUCAAGCUUCAGAAGAAAGUCGCCAGUACCAAGAUUUGAAUCACCUCCUCCGACUUAUUCUAAUGAGGCAACUUUUGAUGAGGCAUCGAGUUACAGCGUGACUUGGACCCAUAAGAAGGAUACAGCAGAGUCGCAUGACGAACCUGAAGACGAACUUCAGGCUGAGAUUGCGCCUGAGUACGACGAACAUGCACCUGAAUAUGAGUCAGAACCUGACCCUGUGGCAGCUAUUCUCGAACCAGAGUCAGAUCUGCAUCUAGACGCAUCAUCAUUUUACCAAGAGGAGGAGCAUAAUGUUACUUUAGAUGCGUUAUCCGAGGAGGAGGAGUCUCUGGAUGAUGCUGAUGAAGAGGUUGAGGAAGAAGCUGUAAAAGACGAGGACUUGAGUACAUUGAAGCUGAUGGAACUGAGAGGCAUAGCAAAAUCAAGGGGACUAAAAGGGUUUUCAAAGAUGAAGAAAGCCCAACUCGUGGAGUUGCUUAGUAGUGAUUCCAGCUGAUUCGACGGUGAAAGAAUCUCAACAAAUAAUAAGAACAUUUACUCUCGUUAGUGACAGUGUUGAAAUGAGUUAAUUUCUGUGUUCUUUCUUUUACCUGGAAAUACUGGCCGUGAUCAUGUUUGUUUACUCAGAUUUUAAACUUUGGUUUUUGAAGAUC